This is a messenger RNA of Pecten maximus, 1474 nucleotides long. Its product is annotated as APGW-amide-related neuropeptide-like. NCBI's taxonomy places the organism in Eukaryota, Metazoa, Mollusca, Bivalvia, Pectinida, Pectinidae. The record is from RefSeq and is a predicted model, not a curated record. The coding region runs from base 395 to 1048 and encodes 217 amino acids. The transcript is spliced from 3 exons.
CACUAUAAACACCGACAGCACUGUUCAAUAGCAAUACGUCAUAGCGCAAACAUAGUGGGUGUAUCAUUGGAGGUAAUAGCUGCUUUCAGUGGGUUUGAGCCCGCCUUCAGUGUUAUAUUCAUCAAGUGAAAGUGUCUCUGAUUGGUUACCUUUGUAUCUUAUAUGACAAAUCAUUUGAUUGGCUAUAGAAACACGUUUCGUGUUAUCGAAACGUCUGAAAUCGUUGUCUGCCUUUUACUACGCUUUGUUAUUUGAAUGAUCUCAAAACAAGCCUACUACGCUAUCGCGCGUGCUAUAUAAGGCGCGGGAAACCCGGCUCCAUCAAGUGACACGCUGACAGGGUUAGAACAGGCAAUAUAUUUCGGAAAGUGAAACGACUCGGUGGAAAAACAUCAUGGAUUCUUUAACAGUAGGAAUUCUUAGCUUUAUUUUGACAUUCAGUGUUUUAUCUGCAUCCAGUGAAACAGACAUUAUGGAUAAACGCAGGCCAGGAUGGGGGAAACGAGACGAUCAAACAAGCGACUCGACAUUAGAAGAGUUUGGGGAACCGGACAAACGCCGCCCUGGAUGGGGUAAACGAGAUUCGACUGAUUUCUUAGAUAAUUCUCUUGAUAAACGCCGCCCUGGGUGGGGCAAACGUAGCGACAUUUUGGACAGAAUCUCAAUGCUGAAAAGGAGGCCAGGUUGGGGUAAGAGAACGUUAUCGGACUUUUCUGAUUUAGACAAAAGAAGACCUGGCUGGGGCAAGAGGGAUUCCGAAGGAAUGGACAUGGAGAUACGGGCACCAGGCUGGGGAAAACGAAACUCUAUUGAUGAUGGUGAAUAUUCUGUAUACGACAAAAGGCGACCAGGAUGGGGUAAAAGAUCAGACAAUAUUGAACUAGAAACACGAAGACCCGGAUGGGGAAAACGAGCGCCCGGAUGGGGAAAGCGGUCCAUGGAUGUUUGUCUCUCUAUGAAGGAAAAAGCUGAAUAUUUAAUAAACUCUGCUAUUGAGAUUGAGACAGAAUAUGCCUCUCUGUGUGGAAUUCGUGAUCCAAGAUCAUGAGGAUGUGCAGAACAGAACAUAACCUCUAUAUUUACCUAUAUCGCUUUUUCCUGUUGACGUUUACACAUCCUCUCAGAGACUGACUUCGUGCCCUAUUUGGUGAAACAAGGAAACUUAAAGGCAUUACUUUGUUACAUUGGAAACCCAACUCAAAAAUCCUGUAAAGAAAACUCAAACGUUAAUAAAAGCAAAUUAACUAUGGUUACAUUCGUUAUACCACUAACUACCACAUCAAAUGGAUGUAUUUGAUUAUAUUUUUUUAACAUUUGCAAUUCGAAUGAUAACUCAACGCUUCUCGUCUGCUCUCGUCCAUAGUUUCCCGACAUUGAUAUGAGGAAUGAAAAGCAGAAAGGAAUCAUAAUCUUAUUUGGCUUUCUGUCAAAUUACAUCGUGGAAGUAAAUAUUAAUAAAGCAUUUGAUGCGCUA